UUUGCGUCACACUUGUGUUGGCACCCUUUUCUCGCCCUCAGUCCAUCCCUUAUGACUGUUUCGUUCUGUCAAAUGUGUCUAAAAGUGGUCUGAAUUUCUCAAAAAUAAACACUUUUGUGAUGAGUAGUGUAAAGUUUUGCUAGUCCCCGGUGAAGGCACGCUCGACAACCUCAAAAACCGCCUCUUGACCUCAAAAAACCCGCGAAAUCUGUCACUGUUCACCCAAAAAAUGCCUCUGUUUGGAAAAUCGCAAAAGAGCCCCACCGAUAUCGUGAAAGCCUUGAAGGAGGCGGUGAAUGCGCUGGAAAAAGGCGAGAAGAAGGCGGAAAAGGCGCAAGAGGAAGUCAGCAAGAACCUGGUGCUGAUCAAGAACAUGUUGUAUGGGACGUCCGAUGCGGAGCCCCAGACGGACAUAAUAGUGGCCCAGCUGGCUCAGGAGCUGUACAACAGCAACUUGCUGCUGCUCCUGAUCCAGAAUCUGAAUCGGAUUGAUUUUGAGGGGAAAAAGGACGUGGCCCAGGUGUUCAAUAACAUUCUGCGAAGGCAGAUUGGCACGCGGUCUCCGACCGUGGAAUACAUCUGUACCAAGCCUGAGAUUUUGUUCACGCUGAUGUCAGGGUACGAGUUGCAGGAAAUCGCCCUGAAUUGCGGGACGAUGUUGCGCGAGUGCGCCCGCUAUGAGGCCUUGGCCAAAAUCAUGCUUUAUUCCGACGAUUUCUACAAUUUUUUUAGAUACGUCGAAGUGUCGACUUUUGAUAUCGCCUCAGAUGCGUUUUCUACGUUUAAGGAAUUGUUGACGCGUCACAAAAUCUUGUGUGCGGACUUUUUGGAAGUUAAUUAUGACAAAGUUUUCAGCCAUUAUCAACGACUCUUAAAUUCCGAAAAUUACGUCACUAGACGUCAAAGUUUGAAAUUGCUCGGCGAAUUACUUCUGGAUAGACAUAAUUUCACUGUGAUGACGAGGUAUAUAUCCAAUCCAGACAAUCUUAAACUUAUGAUGAAUAUGCUUAAGGAACGAUCUAGGAACAUCCAAUUUGAAGCCUUCCAUGUAUUUAAGGUGUUUGUGGCAAAUCCCAACAAACCCAAGCCAAUUUUGGACAUUUUGCUCCGCAAUCAAGACAAAUUAGUAGACUUCUUGAUGAAAUUCCACACGGACCGGGCGGAAGACGAACAGUUUAACGACGAAAAAGCGUACCUCAUUAGGCAAAUUAAAGAACUAAGGCCGAUGGCCGGGCAUUAACAAUUUUCCUAUUAACAUUUUUAUUAAUUAUUAUUGUUAAAUAUAUAUUUUUAAUUUCAGCCGUUACCAAGAUUUAAGCCCCAAGGACUCCCGUAUCAUUUAAUUUCAUUGACGUCCAUUUUAUUUGAUUCUUUUACCUGAGCUGAGUUUCGCGCUCAAGCGAUAAUAAAUCGAGUGAUUUCGUUUGUAGUUGAGUUUAGGGUCGGUAAAAGUAUAACUAAGUGUAUUUAUAAUAAUAUAUUUAUACGGAGGAGAUGUUAAGUGUUUAGUUUGGUAGGGAGCAGAACACGAACUGACUUUGCCUAAAUCAAACCUGAUGUUCUGCCGGUUGUCGUUUGUUUCGUUCCCCUUGCCCCCUUUUGUUGGCUUGUAGCAAUAAUUUCCGACUUAAGUGUACUUUGUUUUUAUAAAAAUAAGUCUAGUGGUUAGUUAGUUUAGUAAUGAAUUCUGUAAAUCUAUUAAUUCAAUUAUAAAAACAUAGUGGGGUGCCUAUAAAUGCUUAUGGGUAGUUUUAAACCAAUUAAUCUUAUUAGAAAUUAAAUGACCAUCCAUUGGGGAGUGGGCCGAUUUUCGCCGGUUUUCGCGUGGGAAAACCGGGGAAGUGGCCAACGGCACUUGUGUAAAUUAAUGGAGGGCUGUAAUUACUAAUAGGAUCUAUUCUUAGCAUACUUAAACUUAAAAAAUGAAAAUGAUAGGAUACCUAAUACAAUUCUAAAUCUUAUUGAAAUUGAAUAGUUUUAUAAAAGAAUUUCUAUUCGAGGAUAAAAUUACUAAGGUGGAUUGUUGUUUCGUUCCAGGAGGUGCGUUAGCGUUACAUUUAGGCACUUGUUCAAAUGUUCAAACACGAGUUGCGAAAGCGAAAUUCUCUUUUUUCUACACGUUUUAGUUAUGUAUGUUAUUGUAUUUAUUUUAAAUUAUAUGAUUUACACAGAAAUUGGAAAUACAUUCUUUUAGAUGAU
Tribolium castaneum (red flour beetle) is the source of this 2199-nucleotide messenger RNA. It is a transcript of the gene Mo25, whose product is annotated as Mo25. The transcript has 5 exons. NCBI's taxonomy places the organism in Eukaryota, Metazoa, Arthropoda, Insecta, Coleoptera, Tenebrionidae. Gene Ontology annotation, biological process: intracellular signal transduction. Gene Ontology annotation, molecular function: protein serine/threonine kinase activator activity. The record is from RefSeq and is a predicted model, not a curated record. The coding region runs from base 230 to 1240 and encodes 336 amino acids.